Messenger RNA from Diospyros lotus (date-plum), 1796 nucleotides. RefSeq names its product protein CANDIDATE G-PROTEIN COUPLED RECEPTOR 7-like. Lineage: Eukaryota; Viridiplantae; Streptophyta; Magnoliopsida; Ericales; Ebenaceae. Gene Ontology annotation, cellular component: membrane; Golgi apparatus. The record is from RefSeq and is a predicted model, not a curated record. Gene Ontology annotation, biological process: transport. The transcript has a single exon. Bases 197 to 1528 code for a protein of 443 amino acids.
GGGUUCGGUUCGGUUCGGAUCGGAUCUUUUGUUUUUAUGUUUUUCCGGGAAAGGAUGGAUGGAGUUCUCCAAGUCAAGGAAGGCACCCACUUUUCGAUCCCAUACCUCUUAGCAUGUUAGAGCGAUUGACAGAUCUCUGACCCGUCUCUCCGUCCGACACCGCCGAUCCACGUUCACAAGCAAGCACCGCCCGAAAAUGUCUCAAACGCCAUUCACGGCGGCCCUGGCAGCCGUCCUGAUCUGCGUCCUCCUCCUCCUCCUCCUCCUCUCGCCCGCCAGCGCCGAGAUCAAAAACCUGAAGAUCACCGCGGACGCUCGCCCCAUGAUCCUCUUCGAGAGAUUCGGCUUCACUCACACCGGACAGGUCUCCGUCGCUGUCUCCUCCGUUUCCGUCGUCUCCUCCGCCGCCCGCCCCGAGGCUUCUCGCCUCGGCUUCUUCCUCCUCUCCGAGGAGUCUCUCCUUCAAGUCCUCCUUGAACUCCAAUCGAACCCCAACUUCUGCGUCCUUGAUUCGAACUAUGUCAGUCUCCUUUUCACCUUCCAAAAUCUCUCUCCACCGCCACACACCUCCUUCAACCAGUCGUAUCCGAUCAGAGUCCCGAAUGAAUACAGCCUCUUCUUUGCCAAUUGCGCUCCGGACAGCCAGGUCACCAUGGACGUCCAUACCGAGCUCUACAACCUCGACGCGGAUAGUUCCAAGGACUUUCUCUCCGCCGGGCAAACUCAGCUUCCUACGAUCUUCUUCCUCUUCUCCAUCGGUUACUUCGCUUUCUUAGGGUUUUGGAUCUAUAUUUGCCUCACAAACAGGCGCUCGGUCCAUCGGAUCCACCUCCUUAUGGCGGUGUUGCUCUUGAUGAAGGCUCUGAAUCUGAUUUGCGCUGCUGAGGACAAGCACUAUGUGAAGGUCACCGGUACGCCUCACGGCUGGGACAUUCUGUUCUACAUGUUCCAAUUCAUUAGGGUUGUGCUAUUGUUCACGGUCAUCGUCUUGAUCGGAACGGGUUGGUCGUUUUUGAAACCGUUUUUGCAAGAGAAAGAGAAGAAGGUGUUGAUGAUUGUGAUCCCACUUCAGGUUUUGGCUAAUGUGGCCUCGGUUGUAAUUGGCGAAACCGGACCUUUUAUCAAAGACUGGGUAACUUGGAAUCAGGUGUUCUUGUUGGUGGAUAUUAUCUGUUGUUGUGCGAUUAUCUUCCCAAUUGUGUGGUCGAUUAGGUCUCUGAGGGAGACCUCCAAGACAGAUGGGAAGGCAGCCAGGAACUUGGCAAAGUUGACCCUCUUUAGGCAGUUCUAUAUCGUGGUGAUUGGCUACUUGUAUUUCACGAGGAUUGUUGUGUUUGCCCUCAAGACAAUUGCUGCAUAUAAGUAUCAGUGGGUGAGUAAUGCAGCUGAGGAGAUUGCUAGUCUUGCGUUUUAUGGGGUGAUGUUUUAUAUGUUCAGGCCAGUUGAGAAGAAUGAGUACUUUGUUCUUGAUGAGGAGGAAGAACAGGCAGCAGAGAUGGCCCUUCGGGAUGAAGAGUUUGAGCUUUGAAGUUGUUAUUGACGAGGUUUAUUGAGCAUUUUGCUGAUCUUGCUGCUGCACGUUGUGAGUUCUAUAGGGAAUUUACAGUUAGAUUUACCAGGAUAAUCUGGUUUCACCCUCUUGUUUUGUUUUUAUAAGAUCAUAAGAUCUUAGAAAUUUAUGGAAUAGUUUCUAUAUUUGGUGUUGGAACUUUGAUGUCAUUUUGUUGCUAAUGAUUCUACUUUUUAAAAAGUUGUAUCACAUUUAAUAUCUCAGUCAAUUGUCAUUUUCUUGUUUA